ACCAGUCGAUGCAUCGGAUUCAUCAAUAACGGUCGUGAAAAGUUCAAUCGGUUCGCGAUUAAUAGAGCGUAGGAUGUAGUGCCCGUGUAAACAACGUUCAUUAACAAGGCCCACUGGAUUUACCUUCAGUUCCAAAAUCCUAGAACGAACUACGGCGUUUAGAGCAAGUCGCUUGCUAGUCUGACAGGAUUCAAAAAUGCAAAAUUGGAAUCAAUGGCAGCUGUCAGCUGGUGCUGUUACAACUCCAGUGCCGCAGCCACCAGUUGGCUAUGCUGCAACAGCUGGUGCAGAUCCUGUAACUCUGAUGCAGAGUUAUAUGCAAUAUUAUAAUCAACCGACACCCAGUGGAUAUUCACCAGAGCAAUGGGCAGCUGCUCAACAGCAAGGUUGGGCUCAAUGGCAACAAUGGCAACAACAAUACCAACAAUGGCAAGCACAAUAUGGUGACAAGUAUCAAGAAACAAUGAAGCAUUUAUCUACACAGAAUAUGAGUUUGACAGGCCAAGUGCAAGUGCCAUCAAACGUACAACCACCGCCUCUCCCCAAAGAGGAUGUGCGACCUCCUUUACCCUCCGCUACCAUAAAUACAUAUCAAUUUGCGAAUAUGCCACCUCCACAUCAAAAUAAUCUUCCAUUAUUUCCCACGAAAGAACCUAAUAAAACAAUAUCACAAGCAAAUGUGACAAACUACCCUACGAAUCCACCACUACCUACGAGUCAGCCACCUUUACCACCGGAAAUCGACGAAAAUAAGGGGAGUAUUUUGAUUGAAAAAUGCGCUAGUAAUGUAAUUAGUGAAUCCAAUAGUGCUACAAAGUUAAAGCUCGAAAAUGACGAAUUGACCGAGGCUGAGAGAACAUUUGAUGAACAGUUUCAACAAUGGGAAGAGCAAUUUAACAAGUGGAAGCAGCAAAACGCUAAUCAUCCGGACAAGACUCAAUAUAAACAAUACGAAGCAAAAUGGACAUCAUGGCGCGAGAAAUUGAUUGAACGGCGCGAGCAAAUGCGUAAAAAACGUGAACAACAGAAACAAGUCGCCGUGAAAGCAGAAGCCGAAAAGAAUAAAAAUAUAUCUGGCGAUGACAAAAUUUUAAAUAUCUUAUCGAACACUGAAAAUCAACGAUUGAUUAACAAUCUGUUGGGUAUCGGGCAAACGCUAGGUUUGACAGGAAAGCAAAACACCAUGGCACCCUUACCACCCCCGCCGCCGCCACCUCCACCAUUACCGGAAACUACAAAUUCUAACAAUGAAUCUACAACUCAAGAAACGCAACCAACUUCAUCGCAAGUAAACACGAUUAGAUCUAACAUCGCGCCAGCUUGGUCCAACUCGCAACAAUGGGGAAAUCAGCAAUAUAAUCAUAGAAUAGAAGCACCAGGAUUCGGUCCUGGAACGUCUACAAUACCCUUAAUGUCUUCAGCACCAGAUAUUGGUCCAUCUCAAAUAAUCUCACCAAAUUUUGCACAACCACCUCCAAAUCUAGCAAACAAUCUCAUGCCAAACUUUUCGCAACCUCCACCAAAUUUCUCUAAUAAUGAUCGACCGCAAUUGCAAAAUGUGAGAGCAUCAGGUCCAGUAAAUACGAAAGAUUGUCCUCCAUUUAGUUCGGCUGAUUCUUCGAAUAUGGAUAUGCGUUUUAUUCAUCCAAACGAUCGAUUGUCUCAUUUUGAGGGACAACCCAACUUUCGAAGAAGCGAUCAGGAACGUUUCGGACGAGAAGUUAAUAUCAACCCAAAUUUAAACGAACAAGAUCAGUUUAAACCUACCGAUGGUUUCGCUAGAAAAGGUGAUAGAAGUUACAAUGACGGAAAUAAUCAACUGAAUUCACAAAAUAAUUUUAAUAUAGGUAACGAGCGAUUUGGACUGCCAAAUGACCGUUUAGGAAAUGAUCGUUUUAACAGAGAAAAUAACCGAUUUGGACCAAUGGGAAACGACAGAUUCUUAUCAGGAAGUGAUCGAUUUGGAGGUCCAAAUAAUGAUCGACUUCCAGGUCCAGGAUCAGAUCGAUUCGGUAAUGAAUGGCUUGGAUCGGAAGGCGAUCGAUUUAGAGCAGGAAUCGAUCGUUUCGGGAUGGAUAAAGAUCGUCGUGGACCUACAAAUGAUCGAUUUGGUCCGGAUAAUGAGCGAUUUCCACCGGAUCGAUUUGCAUCAGGUGCUGAGCGAUUUGCCCCCGGAUUGGGGACUGAUCGUUUCUCCUCGGGCAAUGAUCGGUUCGGACCCAAUACCGAACAUUUUCGCUCGAAUGAUCGAUUCAGCAAAGGUAAUGUAGAUUAUUUUGAUUCAAAGGACAUUGCUGAUCAUAGACGAGAUAGUUUUGGUAUUCAUCCUCGUGGUUUUAAUAGAAAUCCAUCAUUCAGCCCGCCGAAUGAGCUAUCGCCGGAGUUGAAAAAACUCAUGGAAAAACGGAAAGCCGCCGGAGAUGUAUUCAGACCUAGUUUCAUCGAUUCCGACAAGUCCAGUAGUGUCGGUUCUCUCAGUGAAAGUUUUAAGAAGAUUGCCGGUGAUUCACCCUUUAAAAGCUCCUUUGAUCUUCAAAAGAAUCCACCAAAUCGUAGUGGAUUAAUGAACUUUCUAAAUAGUGGAUCAUCCAAUUUUCAAUUACAUUCCGAUUCAGGACAGACACCCACUUCAUCAUAUGGUUUACGAGGUCAUCCUUUUAAAAAUGAUAAUGAACCUCCCUUCAGAGGACUUUUAGAUAACUUUAACAAACAUCCUAAAGAUGAUAAUGAACGAUCUGGGAAGGAUAUGGAGAUUACACCGCAUCUUAAUCAAUCUCAACCAAUCAAUAUUCAAUCUCAAGUUUCUGCUAAACAUCCCGGAAACAUUGAAACUACUGAUUCUGAUCUUUUAUUACAAACUGGUAAUAUUGUAGAUUCAAAAAAUACAGAAACUAUACAAACAAAUGAGGCUGAUGCUAAUGAGCAGAAAAAUAUCGUUAUUUCUGAAGAUAGUUCGAAGAAGGAUAACACAGAAGAGAACAAGCUUUUCAGCAAUGAUAUUCUUUUACAGCAAGAUGAUAAGAACCAUGAUAAUAAUCAGAUACAAAGUAAUACCGAAAAAACAGAAGAAUCUACUAAUAAUAACGAUAGUGCUAUAAAAAAAUGUGAAAGUUUACCCUUCAUGGGUGAAAAUGAUCCACGACCAGAAGAUUUGAAUAUUGAACCACCGCCUGAACUGCCCAAUUUGAGUCUUAUUUCUACAAACUCCAAUCAAAACGCACUCCUUAAUCCGAUUGAAGAUUUUAAUAAAAAGGAAUCGGCUGGCAACAAAUUCGAUAUGCGUUUUGAUCGUAAUUUUGGAUUUAGAGGGGUGGAUUUUAAAUCUGGCGCACCGUUUGAACCUCGAGAAUCACCAAUGUUUGGUCCUAGAGGUCCUCACAUGGAUCCUGGUCCAAAUACGUUUCAACCACAAGGUUCUAUUAAUACACAAUUGGAGUUGCGAGGUUCUAAUGACGGCCAUUUCGGGCCUAAUGCAUCUAAUGAAAAUCGAAUCAGUCCUAGAAGAUCUAAUGAUGAACAAUUUAAUGAGCGAGGUCGUAACGAAUCGUCUGAAGUGCUUAGGGAACAGUUCGGUUCACGAAAUGCCAUGGACGAGCAAUUUGAUCAAUUUGGCUCGCGAACGCUAGGAAAUGGAAAAUUCGGUCUGGGCAGACCUACAGAUCUGCAGUUUAGACCAAGAGGCCCAAUUGAUUCGCCGUUUGCUCCGCGAAAUCCUGGUCCAUUUGGUCCCAGAGGCAAUGAAAUGCAGUUUAGACCUAGAAGCAUUAAUGAUCGUUUGGAUUCUCGAACAAUCUUUGAAGGGCCAUUUGGUCCGCGAGGACUUAACGAUGGUCCUAGAGGACCUAAUGAUAGUUUUUUCAAUACUCGACGUUUUACUGAUCCACAACUCGGUCCUAUGGGACCCGGUCCUAACAGAUUCGAUAGAAUGAAUGAGGUACCAUUUGAUAAGAGACCUCCUUUCGAUAAUAGCGGAGCGUUUGGAUUUCCUGGUGAAAGACCUCUUCGAAUGCCCAAUGAAGGACCACUUGGUCCUCUUAGUUCUAAUGAUAUUCCGCUCGGUUCUCGCGAUUCAAAUGAUGUUCUUCAGCGUAAUUCGAAUUUCAGCGAGAACCAAUUCGAAUCUCGAGAUUCUAACGAUGGAUCCUUUGGAAUGUCAGACUUCAAAGCGAGAGGACCAGUAAACGAUAGCAACAAUGCAAACUUUCCACCUCGAGGCGAUCCUUUCCAUAAUCAUGAUUACAUGCGUAGAAACCCUUACAUAAGAGAACCUCCUAUAAGAGAACAAUUUGAAGAUAAUGUUUCCGCUAAGAAGAUGAGAUAUGAAAGUCCAAAACCGGCUGAUGAGUUUAAUAGAAGUCGUCCAGGGGAUGAGAAUGUCAACAUAGAAAUGCAAAAGGAUAAGAUUACUGAUUAUGCUGGAAAUAUAUCUAAUGUUCACAAAAAAGAACUAGAGAUACUUCGUCCAGGAUACGGACCUAAUGAUACUUGGAAUAAGUUUGGCAACGAUCUAAGACCCGAUGGAUCGCAACAAAAUGAUAGCAAUGUUCCAAAAAUAUUUGAUGAGAAAUUAAAAUCGGAAAAGAUCACAACAGAACCGAAGACGGUUGAUUACAGAUCGCAAUAUGGCGAAUCUACGGCUAGUCCUGCGGACUUCCAACCGAAACAUUCAUCUAAUUUGUUUAUGAAGCGGUCACAAUUGAGACCCGGUCAAGAUUUUUGCGCGCAAAGACAGUUCAAUUAUAAUCAUGGCGAGAUUAAUAAGAAAUUUGUUGAAUCACUUAAUUUCAUCCCGAUGAAGGUAAUCGAUUAUGGACAUGCAUCUCGUCUGUCAAUUAUGGAUCAGCAUUUGUCGCCUGUUCAGUGCUUCGAUUAUGGUCACGGCGAUUUAAAACCAGCACUACUAGAUCGCGAACAGCAUCAGCAACAGAAUCCUCAUCAUUAUUAUCCGAAAAAAGAUUUUAGAAACUGGGUCGAGAACGAACAAAAUCUGAAGGAAUAUAAUGAGACGAUAAGCAGUUAUAAGAAGGGAAAUAUGGAAAAAACUAGGAACUAUGAGAACUACGAUAAGCGUAGAUCGACAGAUUAUAACAAACGAAAGGAACACGAUUGGCAAUCUAAUGAUAAAUUGUACGAGGCAGAGAAAAAGGACAACGAUGAUCACAAAGAGAAAGGAUACGAUCCUGAAUCGGAAUCUCGAUUCCUCGAACGUAAUUCUGGUAAUGAUCAAAGCGAUAGAUGCAUUCACAAAGAACGGGUUCAAGAGAUACGCGAAAGUUCUCGAAGAGAAACGAAUAAAGACAAUGACAAAGAUGAUAACAGAUCGAAAGGAAGUGUUAACUGGCAGGAGAGUUCGAACAAGAACGUCGUAGACACAAAACUACAAGAGACCAGUCUUCCCCUAGAUACAAAGAAAAAUGUUGUGGAAUCAAAAACUCUUGAAUUGGCAAAAAUGCCAAAUUAUACGAUGGUCGAUGAUCUAUUGUGCCCACCGGGUCGCCAGAACAGACCAUUAAAAAUAGCUAUUAUUCUCAGAGGACCGCCUGGCAGUGGUAAAUCUUUUGUGGCUAAACUUAUCAAGGAUAAAGAAGUCGAACAAGGUGGCUCUGCGCCAAGAAUAUUGAGUUUAGAUGAUUAUUUCCUUGUCGAAAAGGAAAUAGAAACUAAGGAUGAUAAUGGGAAGAAAGUCACAGUUAAGGAAAUGAUAUAUGAAUAUGAAGAGGCUAUGGAACAGAGUUACAUAACAUCUUUAGUUAAAGCUUUCAAGAAAAAUAUAACAGACGGAUUCUUCAAUUUCAUCAUAUUGGACUGCAUCAAUGAAAAGAUUUCAGAUUAUGAAGAAAUGUGGAGUUUCGCUAAAACAAAAGGCUUUAAAGUAUAUGUAUGUGAGAUGGAAAUGGAUCUGCAAAUAUGCUUAAAGAGAAACAUUCACAACCGUACCGAGGACGAAAUUAAUCGGAUUAUAGAUUACUUUGAACCAACACCCAGCUAUCAUCAAAAAUUAGAUGUAAACUCGAUGUUGCAAGAGCAAGCAAUAGAGGAGGUCGAUAUGGAGGAUAGCGAAGAAACACAGGAAAAACCUAUUAUACAGAAUGAAGAUAGUCAAGACAGCCAUGAGGACGCCCAAGAUACGAUUGGUGUUAGCAAAUGGGAGAAAAUGGAAGUUGAAGAUAAACUGGAUCGAUUAGAUGGUUUAGCAAGAAAAAAAAAUGAAACAAAACCUCAAACAAUGGAAGAUUUUCUUCAAGUUCCUGAUUAUUAUAAUAUGGAAGAUACAUCUGGUAAAAAACGAGUACGUUGGGCUGAUUUGGAAGAACGUAAGGAACAGGAGAAAAUGCGUGCCGUCGGAUUUGUCGUUGGACAUACUAAUUGGGAUCGAAUGAUGGAUCCUACGAAAGGCGGAAGCGCUUUAACACGCACAAAGUUUUUCUCACUAUCAUAAAGAAAUCGAUAGUUUAAUGCUGAAUAAUGAAAAAGAAGUGGAAAAAUUGGCACAUCCUACUUUUUAAUAUUUUAUAAGCUGAAGUGUAUAAAAAAUAAUUACUUAUAAAAUGAUACAAAUAGAUUAAUUUACUUUAAUUAAAAAAG
This is a messenger RNA of Camponotus floridanus (Florida carpenter ant), 6585 nucleotides long. RefSeq lists its product as uncharacterized. The transcript is spliced from 16 exons. Gene Ontology annotation, cellular component: nucleus. The record is from RefSeq and is a predicted model, not a curated record. Gene Ontology annotation, biological process: regulation of telomere maintenance. The coding region runs from base 197 to 6439 and encodes 2080 amino acids. NCBI's taxonomy places the organism in Eukaryota, Metazoa, Arthropoda, Insecta, Hymenoptera, Formicidae.